Molecule: messenger RNA, 2491 nt
Organism: Eublepharis macularius
Lineage: Eukaryota; Metazoa; Chordata; Lepidosauria; Squamata; Eublepharidae
Gene: PDE12
Product: phosphodiesterase 12
Exons: 3
Coding region: 70-1836 (588 amino acids)
Biological process (GO): nuclear-transcribed mRNA catabolic process, deadenylation-dependent decay
Cellular component (GO): mitochondrion
Molecular function (GO): 3'-5'-RNA exonuclease activity
Source: RefSeq, a predicted model, not a curated record
GCGAGCAGCCAAAGAGGCUGUCCCCGCCCUGGCAACGGAGGGAAUGCGUGGUGGCGCCCGGCGGGGUUCAUGCGGCGUCUGCUGUGUGGGGCGCUGAGGGCCUUUCUCAGCCCGAGACCCAGGAGGCUGCGGCUGGGCGCUCGGGGGCCCCAUAGCCGCGUCCCUCCCGCCAUGGAGCGGGCCGUGGUGCGCUGCGUGCCCGCCGAGCCCAAGCUUAGCGUCUCGUUCGUGCUGGCCGACGGCAGCGCCCGGCACGUGCAGCGUGACCAGGCGGAGCCUCUGGGCCGGGCUCUGGCUCGCAUCGCCAACAAAGGCCACGCCAAGGCGGCCAAGAAAAGCAAGAAGGCGCGGGCCGAGAGUGGGCCGCCGCCGCCGCCGCCCAUCGUGCGCCUCUUCUCCCAGGACGGCCAGGCCGUGGCCGACGACGUGCCCAACGCGGAGGCCUGGCAGGAGGGGGCGGUGCUGCAGGUCGGCGAGGCCCGCUACCGCGUGGAGCGCAACCCUCCGGCCCUGACGGAGCUCCAGCUGCCGCGCUCGCUCCUUGCCGGCUUCCCUGUGUGCCCCAAGCUGCGCACCGAGUUCGGCGCCCCCGCCGACUGCCUCUUCCGUUGGUAUCAGGAGCAGAAGGCAGAGCCAGCGGUCUCGGCGGCGGCCGCAACGGCUGGCUGGGUGGAAGCGUCAGGAGGCACCGAGCGCGUCUUCACGCCCAGCAACGGGCACAUCGGGCUGCGGCUCAAGCUGGUUUGCACGCCGGGCAACGGGCUGCGGCGCUACGGCCAGGCCCGCGAGGUGGAGAGCAGCGGCCCGGUGGAGGCCGGCCCGGGCGCCUGCACCUUCGACGCGCGGCACCUCUACACCAAGCGAGUGGCUGGGCCGGGCCUCAUCCGCACGGUGACCUACAACAUCCUGGCCGACAUCUACGCCCAGACCGAGCUCUCCCGGACCGUGCUCUAUCCCUACUGCGCGCCCUACUCGCUGGAGCUCGACUACCGGCAAAACCUGCUCAAGAAGGAGCUGGCCGGCUACAGCGCCGACCUCAUCUGCCUGCAGGAAGUGGACAGGUCGGUCUUCGCGGACAGCCUAGGCCCUGCGCUCGACGCCUUCGGCCUGGAGGGGCUCUUCAGGCUCAAGGAGAAACAGCACGAGGGGCUGGCCACUUUCUACCGCAGGGACAAGUUCAGCCUCCUCAGCCAGCACGACAUUGCCUUGAACCAGGCCCUGCUGGAAGAUCCCUUGCACGGAGAACUGAGAGACCGGCUGGCCCCCUAUCCACAGGUGCAGGAGAAGGUGCAGCAGAGAUCAUCCGCCCUGCAGGUUUCAGUUCUUCAGUGCAGGAGUGAUCCUUCCAGAAAGAUCUGUGUUGCCAAUACCCACUUAUACUGGCACCCAAAAGGUGGAAACAUCCGUCUGAUCCAGGCUGCUGUAGCAUUGUCUCAUAUUAGGCAUGUAACACACAAUGUGUAUCCUGACACACCAAUGAUCUUCUGUGGGGAUUUUAAUGGCACACCUUCAACUGGAAUGUAUAGUUUUAUCAGUAAUGGUAGUAUUGCUGAAGAUCAUGAGGACUGGGGUUCAAAUGGAGAAGAAAAGCAGUGCAGAAUAUCUCUGACCCAUCCACUCAAGCUUAAAAGUGCUUGUGGAGAGCCAGCCUACACUAAUUAUGUUGGUGGCUUUCAUGGAUGUUUGGACUACAUCUUCAUUGAUGUGAAUGCUUUGGAGGUUGAACAAGUAAUUCCACUGCCGAGUCAUGAAGAAGUAACCACUCACCAAGCCUUACCGAGUGUUUCACACCCGUCCGAUCAUAUAGCACUAAUAUGUGAUUUAAAGUGGAAAUAGGCUAAAUUCUUGGCUUUUAUUCCAAUUCAGGAAUUUAGGAGGAUUCCGCUUAAAUUCUGGUUUAAAUAUGAGUUUUUACAAUAAAAGAUAAAAAUGUUCACAUGCCUGUCAGUGACAUAAUGGCAGAUUUUUCAGCACCCUGUUACAGGUCAUAAUUGUAACCAGAGUGCUUAUGCUGAUAAGCAAAGCAGCUAAUGUUUAAAUGCUAAGUUGGAUUACCAAAAUUUUUCCAGGUGGUUUUUACAUGGUGAUUAAGAGUAUUUUGUUUAAAUUAUAGUCUAAAAUAGUGGGCAAGUUAGCUCCUUUUAUAAGAAUUGGAACAGAUAGAAGGGUUUUGGUAUUCUCAGUAGGUAGCAUGCCCAGUCAGUCUUGGUGUUACUUUUUGAGAAGGUACUCUUGUAAGUUGCCCAAACUGUUAACAUGUAUGCUACUACUAUAAACCAUACUUGUUAAAUUUCAGAUUCCAAAAAAAUGGCAACUACCUUCUCUGCAAAACAUUUUACAUCUACUUAAUGUAAUCCAAAACUGGUGUGUUUAAAUAAAAAUCAUGUCUACAUCUCAGUGUUUUAUUUUUUCUUGAUAUGAUAACAUAUGCAGAGAUUGUAAAAAUCUUUGCUGCUUUGUCUUACAUAAAUAAACAAUUUUUUAAAUAUCA